AUGGCAACGGCUAGGCACGGAUGUAUGCGCUAUGCUUUGUUGUACGGGAGCUUGCGGGCCCCUGUCCUCGUAGCCGCACUUCUGGUGCUCUUCUACCGAUCCACCGGCUUUGUUCAAUCCCAGCUGCCGCUCCAGUCGACAAUGUCCGGUCGGCACUUGCGCCAGAUUCGGCUUCGAGAGGAGGUGGCCGCCGGAACUGUCGUGAUUCCGGAUCUUCUUCGCUUUCUCGAACUCAGCGACACACCCGUCGAGUCUUCAUCUCUGGCCGGCGGCAAUGCUGCGGCGUCCAGUUCGUCUCUCGCAAAGAAUGCCGGCGCUGAGGCCGGACACGAGACCGGCGAAACGAGAACAGAGAGCAAAAGUAGUCAAGACGACCAAAUUCUGUUGGCCAUCGGCAAUGCAGCCAUGCCGGGCGUUAGCAAUUUCGGCAUUGACUUGGCCCAACGAAGUCUGGUGGUCGUCUCACCGCCAGACAGAGACAAACUUUGCCCCUCCUCUACCAGCCCACCGGAGCACCAAUUGUUGAUGGCUCGUUCGAACAGCUUUCAGAACAAUGGAGCCUCACGUGUCGAUCUGUUCAACAGUCCAGGCUCUGCUUUUCCUCACGACCUGGCGGGACUCGGACUUAAAGACCGCAUGUCGGCCUACAUCGCCGAUUGUCCCGUCUCCCUCUCCAUCAUCCACGGACUUCGCUCCGACCCCUCGUUCAGCCUCAUCAUCGUGCUCCUCGAAGACAUCAACGAUCAUGCUCCCAGCUUUGCCGAUCACCUGUUUUCGGCGAACCGAUCGCGUUCAGCAAAUCUGAAAACCGGACAAGACGAGUUUGUGAUUCACGUUAAAGAGUCGAGCCGACGACCGGUUCGAGUCUCGCUUCCCCUCGCCAGGGAUGCCGACUCUCCGCAAAACAGCGUUCAAUCCUACCAUCUCGAUGGUGAUGACGCCUACCUGUUUCGUCUGUGGGUCGGACCCGGGGGCCCGGCCGAAGAGGGCGGCUCUUCUGGCACCGGCCAGGCUGACAAUGACUCAUUCUCAAUUGGGCGCGGAGGGGGUCAAUCGGGCGAAGCGAAGGAGCCCAAUCAACUGUGGCUGGGUCUGGCCACUCCUGACCUCCUCUUUACUGGUCAGCUGGGAUUCGGACACUUUGACCGAGAACAACGAGCCGAAUACCGACUGGUGCUGGUGGCCCAAGAUGGCGGAGUACCGUCGCGAAGCGGUCGUCUGCCCGUGCACAUUUACGUCGACGACAUCAACGACCAUCUGCCCCAGUUCGGACAGACAAUCUACCAUGCCCGAGUGGCCGAAAACGAUCCACCGGGUCAUUUGGUCCUCCGAUUCACGGCAGCCGACGCUGACGCGACCGGUCCCAACAAUCGCAUCACCUUCAAUAUUCCCGGUCUGCUGGGCUCGAGUUCCGAGUCCUGGCCGGCCGACCAACAGGUCGAGUCGCGAAGACGACGCGUCUUCUCACAAGCUCAACUGGCCGCCGCAGAACUCUUCUCCGUUGAAGUGGACAAUUCACCCGAGUCCGGACGCGUUGACUUUCCAGAAAUGGCAGUCAUCGGACUCGAGUCCAGCCCACGAGCUGGCCUCACGGAGCCCGCCGUCACGCAUGGACGCCUCGUUGUCCGGCGCCACGGCGAUGCCGAGCGUUGGAGGACGGCUGCCGCGAAAGCAAUUCUUGCCGCCAGACGCCAAUUGUUCGUGGAACCGGAAGCUGGACAUUUGCCGUCCAGCUCGUCGGCAUUUGGGCAAUUGGAGUUCCGCAUCGAAGCCGUCGAUCAGGGCGUCCCUCAACUCACC
This is a messenger RNA of Protopolystoma xenopodis, 1800 nucleotides long. The record is from the annotation of a GenBank genome assembly. Lineage: Eukaryota; Metazoa; Platyhelminthes; Monogenea; Polystomatidea; Polystomatidae.